GACCUCGCCCGCCGCGGCCGCCGCCGGGCGCCGCCUCGGAGCCGUGCGGGGCCGGCGUGCCGGACGAACACCCACCGUUGUUGACAAGCCCGGAGUCGCUGGAGGGCGAUGCGCCGCUGUCUCCGAACUGGGUUCGUGCACAAGGCGUCCGGGCGGUCGCCGUGCUCUCCCCGCAGAGCGGCGCGAGCCCGAGCCCCGGCUCGAGACGGAGGAGGUCUGCCUCGAGGUCGGGGCAAGGCUCGCCGAAGUCGGCGCGGAGCUCCGGUUCCGAACCCUUCGGCGACGAGGCCGGCGACGAGCACGACGGCCCCUGCUUCACGGAGCCCCUGCAAGACGACGAGGACCCCCUCGGCCUGCCGCAGUCGCCCGUGGAGGCGCGCCUGCCGCCCUGGCUCCCCGGCGAGCUGGGCCAGCCGCUGCUCGCGGACGCUCCCGCUGGGCCUGCCGCCGGCGGCGCCGCCGCGCCCGCGCGCCCAGAGGUGCGGUGCACCGGGCCCGGCCAGGUGGUGAUCUCCUGGGAGGUGCCGCCUUCCACCUCGCCGAGGGCGACCUGGUGCCUGAGGGUCCGGCAGAAGGGCGAGCCAGAGAGCUGGCGGCCGAUAGACCUGGACGCUGGCUUGGUGGUCUCGGGGAGUGGCGAGGCCGGCUGGAAGGGUCGUGGCUCCCUGCCCAACGACGGCCUGAAGGUGCUCAGCUACUGCGUCGACGAGGGGAAGAAAAGCUCGGAGCCCUACGUCGGCACACUCAUGUGCCAUUAUCCAGGCGUCGCUGUCAUCGGCUUCGACUUCGCUUUCGCCGCCCCCGGCCGCGAAGUGCAGAGGGUCCCUCAGGAACUCGGACUGGGUGCUCCACGCCGUCCCCGCCAAGGCCGACACGGGAGAUCGCGGGGGCGGGUCUCUUCUGGGACGUCUUCAACACGCACCGCUUCCGCUCAGCGAAGCGCACCAACUGGAACCGCGCGAGGUCCAAAGUCGGGGAGACCUGGAAUGCAGCGGGUCAUCGACCGUCAGAGCGUCGUGAUCUGGGGCAGGCGGCCCGACGUUCCGGAGCCUGGCAGCAGGGUCGCGGCCGCGUGCACCCUGGGCCGACACCCGGCGAACGAGGCCGACGCGAGCGCCCAGGGCGAGCUCGGGCACGCCGAGGCCUCGGCCGCGUGGUGGCCGGCGCUGGCGCCGCCCUCGGCCGGCAGCCGCUCCGCGGGCGAUCCGGCGGGGGAGCACCCCGCGCCCGAGGACCUCCUCUCGCUCGCGAGCGUGCGCGUGGCGGUGGAGCCGUGGCCGCGGGUGCAGCACUCCGCUGGCAACGCGAUGGCCCCCGCGAAGCGCGGGGCGCCCGGGGGCACCGGGGACCCUCCUGCAAAGAGGGCGAAGGCUGCCGCGGGGCAGCUGCCCACGCCGCUGGACCCGCGUGAGUACCACGCGCGGCUGCAGAGGCAGGGAAAGUACCACGACUGCAAGCCGGGAAGCAACAGCCCGGACGCUUGCCUCAAGGACCCGCCGUCCGUGCCGCCGCCGGCGUUGGUGAUCAAGAAGCGCGGUCCGCUGCCGAAGCGUGGCCCCGACAGAUGCCUGGCCUUCCCCGACUUCCCAGCCUUCCGACCAAACCUGACGCCGAAGGAGGUAAUCGCAUUGGGAUCUUUCGGCGGCACGUAUUUUCGAGACAUCGUUUCGGCGGUUACUGGCACGAAAUACAAAGGUUCUGAGGUGAUCCGCGAAUUCCCAGCGGAUUGGUUCAAGGGCAUGGAUAUAAAGAAGCAGGUCACGAGCCGGGUCUACGACAAGGAAGUGAACCGCUACGGGGCUGCGUGCGGCGCCAGCUUAGGACAGUGGGAAACGAGCGGCUGGAUAUCUGCGCUCGACCCCUACGGCUGGUUCCAGUGGUACUGCCGCUUCUACUUGGGCCGCCGGAGCACCGACGACGCCCGGCAGGUCGGCAGGUGGCUGAAGGGCCAGGGCCCCUCUGGCCGCUGGAGGCUGGUGCUCGCGAGGAAGUGCGCCGAGGCGUGUGCGAAGCACGACGACGCGCGCGUCAGCCCAGUGAUCCCGUACAUGGACAAGACAUUCGAACCCUUACACAUUUGA
Messenger RNA from Prorocentrum cordatum, 2081 nucleotides. NCBI's taxonomy places the organism in Eukaryota, Dinophyceae, Prorocentrales, Prorocentraceae. The record is from the annotation of a GenBank genome assembly.